This is a messenger RNA of Andrographis paniculata, 2330 nucleotides long. Its product is annotated as stemmadenine O-acetyltransferase-like. The coding region runs from base 622 to 2154 and encodes 510 amino acids. The record is from RefSeq and is a predicted model, not a curated record. The transcript is spliced from 6 exons. Lineage: Eukaryota; Viridiplantae; Streptophyta; Magnoliopsida; Lamiales; Acanthaceae.
GUCUGUGGCAUAUCAUCCGGUGAAGUUGCGAGGAAGGAUAAAGGAAUUGACUCAGCAUUCGUUCGGCAACAAUUUCCAAAUGGUGAAAGCUAAAAAUGACAGUGAAACCAACUGGAUCCUCUUGGUGGAGAAGCUGAGUACUGCAUUUAGUAAAAUCAACAGUGAGUACACAGAAAAACUGUUAUGCGAAAAAAGGAUUCAAUCUCUCAAGGGAUAGUUUCAUGGAGAUGGGUGAAUUGUUGGCUCUUGAAGAUGUUGACGUGUUCAGAUUCAGCAGCUACUGCAGAUGUGAAUUCUACAAAGCAGAUAUCGGGUGGGGGAAGCCUGUUUGGGUGCAGUGCUAGUUUUGACAUUAGGGAUACUAUUUUACUGUUUGAUUCAAUAGAAUCACAAGGAGGAAUUGAGGCAUGGAUUGUUAUGGCUGAUGAAGACAUGGCAAGACUUGAGCAGGACAUAGACAUCCACCACUUCACUACUCCUUAUCUCCCCAGAUACAUGGUCUUAUGACGUUGCAGGACGUGUUUGCCAUCAUGCAAGAAAAAGGUUCAGGCUUCUCAUCCUUUUGGAUUCAGAUAAAUUCGACAAACCGGAGGCUUCCAAAGCGUUCCUCUCCAUACAACUAUGGCGGAGGAUCCUCUUCCUCGCAAACCAGCUGACAGACAGUCAGUCCUUUAUUUCUUGUUAGGGCGGCCAUGGCUGCUUUAUGUGGUGCUGCAAAUGCAAUCCACGAUGAGUCAGAGAUUCAUUCGCUACCAUGAAACAAAGUAUUGGAGCAGGAUAGCUUCGUCCUAUUUGAUGUCUAUACUCUCCAAGCCACCAGGAAGCAUGAGCAGUAUGCAGGUUCAACGGGUGUCGAAAGAGCUCAUCAGACCGUCUUCUCCGACUCCAAAUCAUCUCAGAAACUUCCAGCGAUCUUUCAUCGACGAGAGGAUCCCUCCUCUCUACAUCCCUCUGGUAAUUUACUACAACCUUAAUGAAGGAAAAGGCAUUGUCCAAUCCCAGAUGUCUUGCAGGCUCAAGAGUUCACUGUCAGAUGCUUUGGUCCAUUUCUACCCCCUGGCUGGAAGGUUGAAAGGCCAGGCUUCAGUCGAUUGCAACGACAAGGGGAUUGUGUACAUGGAAGCUGUUGCUGACGGAAGGAUAUCUGAGGUAGUUAAAACCGCAGAUUCUCUUAUUUUGGAUAAGCUUGUCCCUUUCAACUCCAACGCCUCUGUUACAAAAGCUGAGGAACUGCUGGCAAUUCAGGUUACAUGGUUUGACGGUGGAGGAAUCGCUGUCGGCAUAUGCAUUUCACACAGUGUAGCAGAUGUCUGCACCCUCAGCUCGUUUGUCGAAUGCUGGACGUCUAUAGCAUCUGGGGAGGCUAGCAGAGUGGUCUACCCUGCAUAUAACUCGGCAAAACUCUUCCCACCACAGAACACGCCAGAUUUUACGCCCAAUUGGAAAAGCCCGGCAGUCCAGCCUCAUUCUGUAAAACUUGCCAUGAAAAGGUUUACUUUCACUUCCUAUAUUAUAAAUGAAUUGAAAAUGAAGGUAAAGGAAGGAUCUUCGAUAGUAAGGCCUACCCGCAUAGAGGUUCUUUCGGCAUUCUUGUGGAGCCGUUGUCUGAUGGCCAAAAAUGCCGGGAAAUCACACAAGUCUGUGGCAUAUCAUCCGGUGAACUUGCGAGGAAGGAUAAAGGGAUUGACUCAGCAUUCGUUCGGAAACAAUUUCCAAAUGGCGAAAGCAGAAAAUGACGGAGAAACCAACUGGAUCCUCUUGGUGGAGAAGCUGAGGACUGCAUUCAGUAAAAUCAACAGUGAGUACACAGAAAAACUGUUAGGCGAAAAAGGAUUCAACCUCACGAGGGAUAGUUUCAUCGAAAUGAGUAAAUUGUUGGUACAUGGAAAUGUUGAAGUGUUCAGAUUCAGCAGCUACUGCAGAUUUGAGUUCUACAGAGCAGAUUUCGGGUGGGGGAAGCCUGUUUGGGUGAGCAGUGCUAGUUAUGAAAGUAGGGAUUGUAUUUUACUGUUUGAUUCGAUAGAAUCACAAGGAGGAAUUGAUGCAUGGAUUAUUAUGGCUGAUGAAGACAUGGCAAGACUAGAACAGGACAUAGACAUUCAUCAGUUCACUACUCCCUUUCUCCCACCAUACAUGCUCUUAUCACAAUCUUGAAGCUAGUCCAUCAUGCAACAAAAAGUUCAGGGAUUCGGAUAAACUCGACAAAUCAAGAGGAUCUGCAACUGAGUUCAAGCAAGAACUUACAAGUUGUGAAGAUGGAGAAACGAGUGGAGAUCAUCUCCAGAGAAACAAUCCAGCCGUCAUCUCCAACUCCACUGCACCUCAGGGAG